AUGGCCAGCGUGACUCUGGAAACUGUGCAGCGACAGUUGGAGGAGGUAGAGUCUGAGAUUGAUAGCGCAGUCACAGAUCUAAUACAAUGCAUUCAAACUGCUGAAAUUGUCGAAGACACUGGCGAACAGGAGGCCAUCCAAACCAACCUUGCCAUUGUGAGUGAGCUCUGGGUCAUCAAGUCUGCUGUCCAGGAGCUAGAAUCGCUCGAGUCGCUUGGCGAGCUGAGCGUUGCAUUUUCACAGCUGGAAGACCUAAAGUCCCGGAUUCAGAGAUUCGCUACAGAACACCCCUCUGCCUUGCUGAUCGCAGAUUUGGAACGAAGAAGCGCGACUAUUGGCAAGCGAUUGCGGGAACAACUACAUGAGAAGUGGCUAAAUGCUGUGUUUGUGAGACAGAAAGAGCAUGCGAUUGAACUUAAGCUUGCGGUAGCACUGGAGACUUAUGAAACUGUGAGAGAUUUUAUGCCCUCGUUGAUCGAGGAUUUCCUAAUUACGCUCUCCCCACUGUUUGAAGCGAUAGUCGACUUGCAAGUUCGUGAGAUCUUCGAAGACGAAACCUCAGUUGAGCUCAGUCAGAAUAGUGGUUAUAUGGAUGUCGUGACGCUGAUUGAUGUUGUGCAAACAUUUGUUUUAGCAAUUGGAGGAGUGCUCGCAGAUGUGCCCGAGCUUCAAGCACGGAUUGCCCGUCGGUACGGUCAUAAUUUGGUGGAGAAUCUUGUCCACAAGAGUUUCCCCAGCUUGUUCCCCGAGGAAUCCGAAAAUCUUCAAGCAUUCAGAAAAGAUAUUGAAGGUGUGCGUGGUCUUGAAGAUGUUAUGUUAACAGAAGGGUGGGUGAAAGGCCACGAAUUGAGCUCCUUUGCUAAUUCUUUCGACGAGCAGUGGAACAUGAGCCGACACAACCAUUAUCUCGCCAGACUACGCAAAUCUCUGGCUGGAGAAUACAAGGUAGAUAGCUGGGACUGGGAUGGCGAAGACUGGGAUGGCGAUGAUGGCGAUGACGCAGACAACUUGGAAGAGGAGCCUGCGUCCAAAGAAAAAGCUUUGGAUGUUUUCCAAGCAUUUUUGUGGGAGACAGACUUAGAAGUAGACUUCUUACUUGCAUUGUUCCGGGCGCUGGCGCCUCUAUUCUAUCGAAAGCACCCCAUGACGCUAUAUGUGGAAACCAUGUACAUUCUAGCCGAAGUGUCUAACGCGCCGGCGCGUCCCAAAUCGCUAGAACUCACCGAAACGUUUGCCAAUCAGCUGUUGGCGGAUAUUCUUGCCGACAAUGCUGCUUCGCUUGAUCGGGAGCUGUAUGCUAUAAAGGUUGACGCAACUUACAGCCCGACUGCUGUCAAAUCCAUUAUGGACCAGCUGGAACGUAUUGCUCAAACCUCAAGCAGUGCGGGCCCACAGAUCCGUGAACAUGUCAUCUCGCAAGCGGUUGAGCAGGUGGUGACGUACCUGAUCCGCUCAGUCGAGGCCAUCGAGGAUAUCUCGGAAACGGAGUCUAUUAAUAUUUCAACCACGCUUAAUGGAUUCAGAGGGUGUGCUGCGUUUUUCGACAACGUUGCAGUGUCUGUCCCGUCGUGGGUCAAGCUGCAACGUUUGGGCUCCAUUGUCAGCGGACGGCUCGACGAUAUCGCGGACCUGGCUGCUUCGGGCCAACUCAGUGACUUUAGUGCUUCAGAGCUCGAGAAUCUUGUCACUGCGUUGUUUGUUGAUUCGAAUCACCGGCAGCAGGUGCUCGAUUUAGUGUAUCGUGUUUGUGAAUAA
Molecule: messenger RNA, 1755 nt
Organism: Wickerhamiella sorbophila
Lineage: Eukaryota; Fungi; Ascomycota; Dipodascomycetes; Dipodascales; Trichomonascaceae
Exons: 1
Coding region: 1-1755 (584 amino acids)
Biological process (GO): mitotic spindle assembly checkpoint signaling; endoplasmic reticulum to Golgi vesicle-mediated transport
Cellular component (GO): RZZ complex
Source: RefSeq, a predicted model, not a curated record